UCCACAUUGAGCUAGCUGUGUAGUAGUGAGUGAGGGAGAUAGAUAGAGGCGCGCCGUAGUAAAGUACACACUACUAUGAAGUUCGGUUUGUAACUUAAUUGUUAUUGCUGUUGUCUACAGAGGACGACUCAGAGAAGAGGAACUUGCAGUGAGUGGUUUUUACAGAGUGGAGUUGAAACCUAGGACAUUUUAGAGGAAGAUUUUUGGUCAGUUUUAACAAAAAACGAUGUCGUCUGCGGCAGUAGCUGCUUCAAGAAGGCAGUCAUGUUAUUUAUGUGACUUGCCCCGCAUGCCGUGGGCUAUGAUAUGGGAUUUUACUGAGCCUGUUUGCAGAGGAUGUGUUAACUACGAGGGAGCAGACCGGAUCGAGUUUGUGAUUGAAACAGCACGGCAGCUAAAGAGAGCCCAUGGAUUCCAGGAAGGUAGAUCUCCAGGACCAGGGAAACCUCAGCUCUCGGGUAAGGAGAUUCAGUCAAUCAACCAUUCGACAGGAGAUCCAGGAUUGCGGCCGCCGCAACCACUGGACCGCUACCCUCUCUCCUCAGACCGUCCGCCUAAAUUGGGCCCAGAGUAUCAAUCUGGAAGACAGGCAAAUGGCAUUCCUGUCCCUAACGGAUUCUCUAAAUCGGACGAUCCACCAGAGCUGAACCGCCAGAGCCCUAACCCUCGCAGGACAGGCACUGUCCCUCCAAAUUUAGUGCCUUUAAUGAACGGGGGCAUGCCUUCCGUGCACGCCAUAAACGGCAGACCGGGGCAGAUGGGACUUUCAGCCGCACUCACGGCGGCUAGUCCCGGCGAGCUGAGCGGCAAGCGACCAGCGUCCGUCUCUAGCACGGAGCAUGAGAGGGAGGUUAAAGACAAGCACAGACCGGACAGCUUAACGCCAGAAAUCAGCGACAGCCACAAGACCAGGUCAGAGGACUGGAUAAGCAAGGGACCUAAAACAGUGAAGGAUCUAAUGUCUCUCAACCCUUUCGACGGCAGGUUUAAGAGGGACCAUGCCAUGCAACAAAGGGUGAUGUACGAAACCGGCGCCCAAGCCUCCAAAUCAGACAGGGGAAAACACCCCAGGAACAUGAAGAGAAAAGCUUCUCCGGAGCCAGAGGGAGAAGGCACAGCCGGGAAGAUUAACGGAGAUGGUCAACAAUGGCUACCGCCCCCGGAUGGCUUGAAAAUGCCACCGGUGCCACCACCAACCUUCAGCUCUCCACCAUCCACAAUAUCACCACACUCACGCACCACCCCGCCUGAGGCCGCACAGAAUGGCCAGUCUCCUAUGGCCGCACUGAUUAUGGCGGCAGACAACGCCGGUGGAAAUAGCUCGCCCAAGGACGCAAAUCAGGUCCACUCGACGACGCGGAGAAACAGCAGCAGCCCGCUCUCGCCGUCGUCCAUGAACCAGAGGAGGUUGACCCAGAGGGAUGGCUCGGGCGCGGGAACGCCUCACGUGCCAGGCAUGGACCAAGUGCACCCCCAAAGCAUUCCGGACUCCUCCGUUCCCAGCAGCAUACCCCUCUGCUGCACGCUGUGUCACGAACGCCUGGAAGACACGCACUUCGUCCAGUGCCCCUCUGUGCCCUCUCACAAGUUCUGCUUCCCGUGUUCAAGGGAAAGCAUCAAACAACAAGGUGCUACGGGCGAAGUGUAUUGUCCAAGUGGAGAAAAAUGUCCACUCGUUGGUUCAAACGUACCUUGGGCAUUCAUGCAAGGUGAAAUAGCGACCAUCCUUGCAGGAGAUGUGAAAGUAAAAAAGGAAAGGGACCCUUGAUUUUAUCAGAAAGUUUUUUCAUUUUUCUUUUGGAAAUACGAAAAUAUGAAUCUAUAUAAAUAAAUAAAUAUGAAUAUCACAUACCAUUCAAAACAAAACGAACGGACUUGUACAUACUGGACACAAGGGAAGUGUAUACUUCGUAAACAUUGCUGUAUAAUUUUUUGAUUUUUGAAUACGUUGUGUUUCUAUAUUUUUGAAGAUAAAGGUAUGUACUCAUUAUAAUGACCUACGUUUCUCUCUGUCGAUGUUUAAGAUUUUCUUGAUGUAUUUUUGGUCUGGUGGCAGUUCCUGUUAAACGUAGAAUGUGACUAAUGCAACUCUACGAGCACUUGGCAAAACUGAAACGCUUCUAGCUGUACUUGUAUGCACUUGUUUAAAAUUGCCAAAUACAAUUUCUGAUCUUGUA
Molecule: messenger RNA, 2177 nt
Organism: Chanos chanos (milkfish)
Lineage: Eukaryota; Metazoa; Chordata; Actinopteri; Gonorynchiformes; Chanidae
Gene: irf2bp2a
Product: interferon regulatory factor 2 binding protein 2a
Exons: 2
Coding region: 227-1768 (513 amino acids)
Biological process (GO): regulation of transcription by RNA polymerase II
Cellular component (GO): nucleus
Molecular function (GO): transcription corepressor activity
Source: RefSeq, a predicted model, not a curated record